AUGACCGGAUUUACCGCCUUUCUGCUGGAACAGGGCAUCGAAGCCCAGUUGCCCAUCAGCUUGAACGAGACGCUGGGCCUGCUUGAAGAAACGGUGCCCACGUUCUCGCACGACGGGCACGGCUACGUGCUGGCGGCGGUGAGCCGGGGCCAGUUGGGCGCACGCUGGGAGCUGGCGGUCAAGGUGACCGACCCGGCCACCAGCCAGGCGAUCAGCGACCAGCCCGUGGGGUUCGUGCACGCCAUCAACGCGGGCCCCGAUGCCACCGAUUUCAUCAUCCCGCCGCGCACGCCCGAUGGCGGCAUUGACCUCGACCACUUCGAUGCGGAGGGGGCGUUCUUCGGCGCGUUCAUCUUCCAGAUGAUCAACGCGCUCACCGAGCGAAAUCUCAUGGAACUGCCCGGCUCCAUGCCCCGUUUUUCAUGA
Messenger RNA from Geodia barretti, 426 nucleotides. The record is from the annotation of a GenBank genome assembly. NCBI's taxonomy places the organism in Eukaryota, Metazoa, Porifera, Demospongiae, Tetractinellida, Geodiidae.